AAUGGUACCUUCAUAUGCAGACGUAAGAAUUAAAUGAGAUGUGUUUAUGCACAUUUUUUUUUUCUUUUAAGGUUGAUUUGAAAGGCAGAGUGACAGAGAUCUUCCAUUCUUCCAUCCACUGGUUCACUCCUCAAAUAUCUGCAACAGCCAGGCCUGGGUCAAGCCAAAGACAGGAGCCAGGAGCUUCUUCUGUGUCUCUCAGUCAGAUCAUGAGGAUAGCAAGGGCAGCCCAAAGAGGAGCGCUGUAACAGACAUCCAACCGUUGGGGCGACACUGGAUUUGCAAUGGAGGCUCCCCCGGUAGCCAAGUUUGGCGAGGCCUUUGCGUUUGAGGACAGACUGGAGGCCCAGCAAGAGCUGUUCCCAGGGGAGGACCUCCGGGACCCUUUUCUCCAGGAGAGAGGCUUGGAGCAAAUGUCUGUCAUCUACAAGGAGAUCCCUCUUGGAGGGCAGGAUGAGGAGCGGGAUGACUACGAGGGGGAUUUCAGCCUGUGCCCGAGCCCCGUGCAGCCUCUGAGCCCUUCCCCAGGAGUCAGAUCCCCCAGUGAGGAGCUGUUUGGCCAGGCUUUCCUCCAGAAAUCGGACCUCAGCCUGUGUCAGAUAAUCCGCCGUGGAGAAGACGCCAGUCCAGGCGACUGCCAGGACGUGGGCAGGGGGCACCCGGGACCCAAGGCCCCUCACAGGGCCCCGCCGCCGGCCAAGCCCUAUGCGUGCCGCGAGUGUGGCAAAGCGUUCAGCCAGAGCUCGCACCUUCUCCGGCACCUGGUGAUCCACACCGGCGAGCGGCCGUACGAGUGCUGCGAGUGCGGCAAGGCCUUCAGCCAGAGCUCGCACCUCCUGCGGCACCAGGUCAUCCACAGUGGGGAGAAGCCCUACGGCUGCCCCGAGUGCGGGAAGGCCUUCCGCCAGAGCUCCGCCCUCACGCAGCACCGCAAGACGCACACUGGGAAGCGGCCCUACGCGUGCGGGCAGUGCGCCAAGGCCUUCAGCCGGAGCUCCAGCCUGCGCAAGCAUGAGCGCAUCCACACGGGGGAGAGGCCUUACCGCUGCCAGGAGUGCGGGAAGUCCUUCAACCAGAGCUCCGGCCUGAGCCAGCACCGCAAGAUCCACACCCUGAAGAAGCCGCACGCGUGCGAGCUGUGCGGCAAGGCCUUCUGCCACAGGUCCCACCUCGUCCGGCACCAGCGCGUUCACACCGGGAAGAAGCCCUACGCCUGCGACGAGUGCGGCAAAGCCUUCAGCCAGAGCUCCAACCUCAUCGAGCACCGCAAGACGCACACCGGCGAGAAGCCCUACGCGUGCCACAAGUGUGGCAAGGCCUUCAGCCAGAGCUCGUCGCUCAUUGAGCACCAGCGCGUCCACACUGGCGAGAAGCCCUUCGAGUGCCCCGAGUGCGGCAAGGCCUUCGGGCACAGCUCGGCGCUCAUCCAGCACCAGCGCAUCCACACCGGCAAGAAGCCCUACGCGUGCGAGUGCGGCAAGGCCUUCCGCCACCGCUCGGCACUCAUCGAGCACUACAAGACGCACACGCGGGAGAAGCCCUACGUGUGCAAUCGCUGCGGCAAGGCCUUCAGGGGCAGCUCACACCUGAUCCGGCAUCAGAAGGUCCACGCUGCUGCCGCCGCCGCUGCGCGGUAGGAAGACGCCCACAUCCGCCUCGUGGUGUCUCCAGGACCCCUCCCGCCUCCCCGCUGACAGAGUCCCCCCACCUCCGCCGGCGGGAAGGGAGCUGCGGCUGCAGGGAGGCGAGCCCCGAGAGGGGACUGCCUCUCCCUCUUCUCCGCGUACUCCCGUCCGCCUCCAGAGCCUGCGAGACAUCCUUGUGCCCUCUCUGCUUUCCCCCAGAAUCUAGGAAGACAGAAUGGGAACCCGGAAAAUGGCUGAUGAACUGUUAUUUUUAAUUUUUUUUUUCUACCUUGUAGUCUGGUACUUCCAGGAGCUUCAGAAACAGCUUAAAAAAAAAAAAAAAGACAGGAAAAAGUGGCCACAUCGAGUUCUCUGCCAGCUUGGGGUAUAGGCUGCCAGAACAGGCUAAGGGAGCCAAGGAGGGUCUGGGAGCCUGGGUGCUGGGAUCGAGGCUGAGGGGCGUGGUCUUAACCUCCUCCUGGGGUGGGGGUAGGGGGAGGUGGUUUGUGUCCCUGGCCUGCCACAGGGGGCAGGCAGCUGGCCCUGUGGCCAGCAGAUGCUUGAGGCUGGCUGACUCAGCCCAGGCACUGGACACUGUUGCCUUCGAGGAUCAUGCCCAAGACCACAAUGUGCCUUGGGCAUCAACCUGGUCUGGUACACAUGGUGGAUCCUGUGGCUACCCCAACGCACGUCCCCAGUGUCGGGGGAUGUGGCUCUGUGGAGGGGCUUGUGGCUUAGUCAAGUGGGGUUCAGGGGUCAGCUCCGCCCCUCCCACCCAUUUGACCUUGAGCAUGGCCUCCCCCAGGCUCCAUUGGCCCAUCUGUGAGAUGGGGGUGAGGGGACCUGGCUUGGUACCUCUUAGGGUUGGUGUGAGGCUCUUGCUCAGAGUGGAGCCACGUGGCCAGAGACCCCGAGGGACCCCUGCCCGCAGUCUGGAGGUGUGUCCCCGUCUGGUUUCUGAAACAGCAGGGUUUGCAGCAGACUCUCGCUGGUCAAGGCUGCCCCUUGCCGCCUCGAGCUCGAAGCCUGCAGGUGUCGCGUGCUGCUGUGUCGUCCACACACAGGCUUGAGCACGUCCCGGGCAGCUCCCAGUGUCUGAGCCAAGCUGGGAGGCCAUUCUGCCCCAGGGCCCCGGGAGAGGGCUUGGACAGACAGUGUCCGGCUGAUGACCCCAGCUUCAGCAUCUCUCCUUGUUCGCUCCUCCACGCUCCUUGGAUCUAGUGGUGGGAGUGGCAGUCUGAGCCGCGGUGAAGGGUUCCCAACGUUUCCGGCUGGACUCACGUGAACCCAGCGCUGCUGCCGCUGCUCACUUCAGCUGAUCAGAAUCUCAGUGUGGCAUCACCUGUAGCUCUGAUGAAUAAACCUAAGACUGCCAUACCGGUUACUUAGUAAGUAGGACGUGGCAGGCCAGAGAAUUCAAAAUGACAGACGUGAUGAGCCAGAGAGCUCCCAGCAGGCACCUUGGCUGCCUCGGCGCGGCCUGUGUCUGUGUGGCAUCACUCUGUGGCACCCAGCAGCCCAGUGUCCCCCCAGAAUCCGUUGCAUGACCAAUGGGACUGUGGAGGCCCGGGGACCGACUCUGUCUGCAGGCAGCCCAUCUGCAGGGUCUCUUUCCAUUUCUGGAGUGUGAAGAGAGGAUGCGCCUUGUAGCCGGGCAGCUGGCGGCGUUGGGCAGGGGCCCCUGAAAGAGCUACCUCUGCUGCUCCAUCUCUUGUUGGUCAGGCCUGUCCUGCUCCUACAGAGCCCCUCCCUCGCCAUCUGUCCCCCACAGCCCAGCCAAAUUGAUUUUCAGAGCAUCAUUUUGCACACAUCACCACCCUCCUUAAAAGCGCUGGUGGAUGGCUUUCCCGCAGCUCCACACUGGUGUCAGCAGAUCCCUGUUCCCUGACUCUGAGUCAGUCACCUGCAGCUCAGGCCGCCCCCUGCUGGACACCUUCUGCACCCACACCCAGCUUUUCAGUCCUCUGUCCCCUGCCCACCUCAUAUUAUAUGCACUUUCUCUUCCUCCGGCUCCCUCCCUCUCUUCACAUAACAGAAGGAUUAAGACCCCACUCCCCACCCCCUUGCGAGGGUUCACAGAGUCUCAAGUGAGCAAGGUAAGACCAGUGAGCAGAGCCUGGUUCCUUCGGUUCAAAUUCUUGGCACUGUUGUGUGUUUUUAAAGAAGCCCUUUGCUUUGGAGUCUCAAAGAAUGUCAGCUUCUAAGGGGUUGUCCCCGUCAACAUGGGGGUCAUCUCUUCAUUUGGUUGUUCUCGUUGUCUUACAUUUUCCCUCUUCUCAUGGAAGUGGCUUACUUAGGUGUUGAAUGUUCUAAGACGCCAACUCGUGAUGUUAUUUUGCAAACUCAAUUGUUCUGCCAAAGUCUCCUCUCUUCUGGGAAAAAAAUUGGCUUAAAUACUUUGCCAUUCUACUUAGAUAUAAUCAUAUUUUUGAUAUUUCUGGUACAUUGUGAUUUUUUUCUUAGAGUUAUGACUUUGCACUCCAUAAGUCUUGACAUGUGAUUUUUUUGUUAUGCUAAUAAGAAUUUCCUUUGGGUUCAAGGGUUACUAUUUUUUAAAAAAUAUUUCCAAAUGAUGAUUACUGAGGUCAUCAAUGCUGCUUAUUUCUCAUGGACCUGUGGCAUCAACAUGUCUUCAGUGUCCGUAGAACUUCUUUGGGGUUGGAUAUAUUAUCAGUUUUUAUAAAACAUUUGUGUACUCUCAGAAAAAUGUGUUUUUUUAUUC
Messenger RNA from Lepus europaeus (European hare), 4347 nucleotides. RefSeq names its product zinc finger protein 70 (gene ZNF70). Lineage: Eukaryota; Metazoa; Chordata; Mammalia; Lagomorpha; Leporidae. The coding region runs from base 285 to 1637 and encodes 450 amino acids. Gene Ontology annotation, molecular function: DNA-binding transcription factor activity, RNA polymerase II-specific; RNA polymerase II transcription regulatory region sequence-specific DNA binding. Gene Ontology annotation, cellular component: nucleus. Gene Ontology annotation, biological process: regulation of transcription by RNA polymerase II. The record is from RefSeq and is a predicted model, not a curated record. The transcript has 2 exons.